Brassica rapa (field mustard) is the source of this 7038-nucleotide messenger RNA. RefSeq names its product probable aquaporin PIP2-4. Lineage: Eukaryota; Viridiplantae; Streptophyta; Magnoliopsida; Brassicales; Brassicaceae. Gene Ontology annotation, molecular function: channel activity. Gene Ontology annotation, cellular component: membrane. Gene Ontology annotation, biological process: transmembrane transport. The record is from RefSeq and is a predicted model, not a curated record.
AAUCAUAAAGAACAUUAAUAAUGAAUUUAUGGUUAGUUUAAUAAAAAAAUUAUUAUAUAAUUAGAUAAAUCAACAUAUUUUCUAAUGAUUCUAAGAAUCAUCCUAGGGAUGACACGUGGCUACAAAAAGAAGUUGUAAUGUUUCUCAAAUAAUAUAUAAUAUAUAGAGGAUUGGAAUACAAUGCUGAAUGUAGGUUUACAAUAUGUAUGUCAUUGCAAAUCUUUAUUUAAAAAUAACCAAUUAUUUAAAUUAACGUCUUAAGAUCAUAUCGAUAAAAUAAGUAUAGUCUGUAAACAUUAAUUUUUUUAUUUCUUAAUAAUAUACGUAUCUUCUAAGUAGCGGUUGAGUUAUUCUUGGGUUCACCAACCAAUAGUAGUUGAUUAUUUAAUAUUUGAUAUCUUUAAAAAAGAAAAAAAAACAAUAAAGAAAUUAAUUUAUAAUAUAUCUUUUAAAUAAAGAUAUAAAAAAACUUAAAAAUAGUAAUAAUUACAAAAACAAUUAAUAAACUAAUAUUGAUAAUGCUGUCAGCACAAUAGUAAACCAUAAACCCUAAAUUCUAAACUCUUUGAUAAACCCUAAACUUUGGGGUAAAUUCUAAACCCUAAAACAUAAAUAUUUAAAACUAAAUGUUAAUAACACUGAACCCUAAAUCCUUGGAUAAACCAUAAACCCUAGAAUUUAUCAUUUAUUCAAGGGUUCAUGGUUUAUCCAAGAGUUUAGGGUUUAGUGAUUAGAGUUAGGGUUUAAUGUUAUUAGGAUUUCAUUUUUAAUGUUUUUAGGGUUUAAGAUUUAUCCAAAAUUUUAGGAUUUACCCAAGUUUUAGGAUUUAUCCAAGGGUUUACGGUUUAGAAUUUAGGGUUUAGAGUUUAGUAUUGUACUGACUGUGUUAACGAUAUUAUUAUUUUUUUGCAAUUAUUAGUAUUUUUAGGUUUUUUAUUUUUUUAUUUUUAAAAUAUAAUAUAAAUUAAAUUCCUUAUUAUUUUGUUUCUUUUUUUUUAAAGAUAUCAAAUAUAAAAUAGCCAACUACUAUUGGUUGGUGAACCUAGUGGUUUAUCCUACGGAGUGAAGCCAAUAAUAACUCGUAGCUGUUUAUAUUAUAUCCCUAGUGAAUCCCCUAAUCGAUUUUGGACUAACAGUUUUUUUAAUUGUAUCCUUAAGUUGUCACAUAAAAUUGAUUGACAUCUUAAUUAAGUGAUAAUUAAUAAAAAAAAUUAAUUAUUACAAACUACAUGUUACAUCUUUUUUAAUGUUUUUCUAUUAAUAUAUAAAAGAUAGCUAUUAGGUUAUAGACUUAUAGCCUUGCUGCCAAAGUUUUGCAUAUUAAAUAUAAAUUUUCUAUAUUUUGAUCAUUCCGAUUUGUGUACCAAGUCUAUGUUAUUCGAUUUUUAACUAUAAGAUUAUUAAGUUAGUAUUAUUGAAUUGUUUGAUCUAAAAAGGAAAACAUCAUUUAUACAUAAAUAAAAGUAAAUCUCUUUGAUUUGCUGGUUUAGGAAAAUUUAUAUUCUAUACCUACCAAUUCUUUUUCAAUUUUGUUCGGGUUCAACAAAACCAGACACUUUCUUCUGUUUUUCAAUUCUCCGUUAUACAGAACUGUAAUAUCAUAACUACAAUGGCUACCAAGGUUUUAUGUUGAAAAUUUUCAUGAGAAAUUAACUAUUAUAAUUGUUACUAUAUACUAACAGAAGAAGGUGUCAGGUUUUGUUUGUUUGUCAACUUGUUCGGAUGUAUAAGUUAUCAUCAUAGUUUUGGGUGUCAACUUUGUAUGGCCGAGUAUUGUUUAUCAACUUGUUACGCUAGAGUAUUGCUUUUCAUCUUUUAUUUUCCCAACGUCAGUAUUGUUUAUCAAUCGCCAUGUUCUUAUGAUCGAGUAAAUCAGUCGCAAUUUAUGUUCUCUUUUUAUGCUCACCUAUAGUUUAUGUUUGUUAGCGUAUAUCAUAUUUCACAUUUCGUAUACAUAUUAUACACUUACACCUCCCUUAAAUAUUACAUUCCCUAGCAAUUGGAUUUGGACAAACAAAUUUUUCAAUUGAUUCAUAUGGUGACACGUAAGCAAAAUUAAUAGCCUAAUUAACUGACACAUAAGCAAAGACGUUUUUUAAUUAGUACAAAAUACAGGUUAUAACUUUUUAAAUGUUUCUCAAUUAAUAUAUAAGGGAUUGGAUAAAGAAAAAUAAAUAACGAGAUGAAAUUUGACAUUGCAAUUGAAAAUAUUUAAUUAAGGGUCCAACUUAGUUUAUGCAAACACAAUAUAAUGUCUAAAUGGAAGGUUAGUUGGACGACUUAAAACAAAUUUAUCUUCCAAUAAUCAUACAAUUUUAAGACACCUCUGUGUCUUCCAUCCGUAAUUAUAUAAUUCAAAAAAUGUACUUAUAAUAUACCAAACUAGGUGAAGAUCUACGCCUUACGCAACAUGAAGAUGCGGAAAAUAUUAUAUAUACAAAUCAAUUUUAUAUAUUAUUAUUUAUUUUGUGUUUAUUACAUGUCUUGAAAUAAUAAAUAUAUUGAAUAAUAGAAAAGUGAGUAAUUUUUAUGUAUAUAAUUAAAUUAUAAUAAUAACAUAAAUCAAAAUAAUAUUUCUUGUUUUUUAACAAUAUUUUUAUUGGUAAAUAAAUAAAUAAAAUUAUUAGAUUUAUUUUAUAUAUUAUAUAAUUAAAUUUAAAUUAUAUGAACAAAUAUAUAUAUAUAUAUAUAGUAUAUAUUAAUAUGGAUACUUAUUAAUUGAGGCUUCAUACUCAUAUAAUUUUAUUAACAUUUGUAUAUUUUUUUACCCCCAAAAUUAAACCACUAAUCACAAAAUUUUCAGGGUGAAAUUAUUAAUAAUUUUAGUAAUUUAUAAUUAUUUAAAAAAAUUCAAUAAAACUUCAAAACUAAAAUAUUAAGGUCUCAAUAUGUUUGCAAUGAAAAUUUUGAAAUUAACAUAUUUAUGUAUUUUUAUAUAGUAUAUAGUUUAAUUUUCAUAUGAUUUUAUGAUCAUUUGUAUCUUGUUAUAACAAAAAAAAUUAAACUACUCAUCACAAAUUUAUUAAUGUCAGAGUUUUAACAAUAUUAGUAACUUAUAGUCAUUUAAAAAAAUUCAAAAUAUAACAUAUAAGAAAAAAUAUAAUUUUUUAUUAUAUGAUUAAUGUGAUUGUUUAGUUUAUUUUAAGCAUAUAAAAUUAAACAAAAAUGAUGAAAAAUACAAAAAUUGAUAUCAAAUAUUUAUUAUUGAAAAUUAUUAAUUAUCAUAUAUAUGUUAAUCAUAUUAGAUAAUUCCGUAAUUUUUAUUUAAGGAAAUAAAUAAAAAUGUUUUGUGUACACUACUAAUCAAUUUUAUAUUUAGUUUAAUAAAAAAUAUAAUAUAAAUUCAGAUGAACCAACUAAUUUUUCUAAAGAUUCCAAAAAUUAUCGUAGUGAUGACACGUUAUUAUAAAAAAUGUUGUUAUGCUCUCCAAUUAAUAUAUUAGGGAUGUUGCUAGGUUUGAAUUCUUUGUCUUAUAAAAAAAAGAUAUGAAAUCUGUUUUACAUUUUAUUUUUAAUUUAAUUUUGGCUAUCUAUUUUUUAACUUUUGCAGUUCAAGAUUCUUCAAUAGUAGUUUCAAUAAAAUUAACUAGGGAUAAUAUAGACAAAGGUACUAAAAAUGAAGCUAUAUUAAUUGUGAAAACUAUCUUGUAUAAUUUUAAAAGGUAAUAAAUGUCCGUUUGUGAUUAUGGAUACAAAAAGUUUAACUAUCUUAAUGUCCGUAUAUGUUUAGAAAAAAAUCUUUGUCCCUAGUUUCCUUUCUUUUUGAAAAAAACAAGUUUUUUUUCUUUUUAUAUUUGAACGCCUUUAAGCAAAAAAAAAACUAGAUUAUAUAAUGUUUUAUUAAAAAUGUAUGUCUGCCCUUAAUUUUUGAUGUAAAAUUUUUUUUCUCUUUGUAUUUAUUUAUUUUUAUCAACAUAGAUUAGUGGUUUUUUCAAAAAAAAAAAAGAUUAGUGGAGACUCUGGAGAUAGAGGAAUAUAUGAAUGUAUUUUUGUACAGUCUCGACUAAUUUGUUUACUUGAAGAAAUUUUUUUGUGUUUAACGAGGAUUUGUUUGUGGAAGCCCUUAGUCCAGUGGUUUAACUAAUGGUCCAUUAAUGAUUCUAUACCAUGAGGUCUGAAGUUCAAAUCCUAGAAAACGCAAAUUAUACAUAUUAUGGAGAAAAAAAUUACAAGAGGUAUUUAGCAUGGUGCAUGACGUAUCAUCGAACAUAAAUCUCAUAAAGAGACUCGGAGUGAUGCAGUCAGACGUGCAUUCUCAUAUGAUGGUAGAAUUACCGGCUCUAAAUUCGUUUAUGUAAUAUUUCUCAUCGUUGUAAUAUUAUAAUUAAUCACACGUUAAAAAAACGAAGAUUUGCUUCCUUAUUUUUUAGUAUGUAAUGUAUCAAUGAAAUUAGAAGCUCAGAGCAAGGAAAAAUAAAGAAAUAUAAGUUGUGCAAGUUACAAUAUAGGAAUAGAAAGAAUGCGAUGAUUUCUCGUUGGUGAGUGUUCGUGUGGAGAAUAAACUACAAAACCAUCAACAAAAAUCUCAUAAAGAAUUUGGUUUAUGGUUUUACUGGAUUUUAAUUGAUUUCGAACACCUUGGUUAUUUAACGUGAAAAAUAAUAAUGGCAUGUAAGCAACUUGUCAUUAUCAAAGGUAGUCAUUCUUCAACAAUAGUUCCCUCGUGGUAAUCCAGGGUUUAUUUCCUUUAUGUAAUUCAACGUCAUUAACUAUUCUUUGUUUAAACUUUGUUUGCAUCUGUUGAGUAGCUACUUAAGUCACUUUCGGAUGUUUUGUAGGUCUCAUCAAAAUGUAACGUCCAGCAAAUAUGUUGGCGGUUGUCUGAUAUUUUAAGCCAGUUAUUGUCCAUUAUAACUUCUAUGGUUAGUUUUGGUAUAGUUUGCAGUGGUCAUUGUGAUUGUAUAGUGAAUCAUCAUAGCUGUAUACAAAUCUUAAUGAAUUUAUCGUCAAUACCAAGACGUCUAUGGACCAUGGAAACCACUAUAAAACCAAUAAUGCUAUAGAGAAGAUUUCAUUAUCAAAACAUGUGACAAGUUGAUUACAAAUGGAAAAGAAUCAAAGUCAACAAUUGCUAUGAAAUAAGAUACGGAAGUCUAAGAUUAUCCAAGUUUUAGAAUGGUUCUUAAAAACAUUGGUUUUUGUUAUAUGAUAUUCCAAUAGGAGUUUAGCCAUUAAAUGCCCCUAACCAAUCCCCCAAAUACGACCAGACUGAAAUUAAAUCCAACAUACCUAGUUUAUAAAAAACAUAAACGAAUGUUGAUAUAUAAACCAAUUAAUAUCAAAACUCAGAAAGUUAAAACAUAAUGCUGCAUGCAAUUAUGAAAAUCAUUCCUUCAUAACAUUUACAAAGUGAUAGCAAAUUUGAGAUGUUCCGCAUAAAUAUACCACCAGCUCAUUUGAGGCAUAUACGGAUUUGAUAUGAUUCCAUCCAUAAUUAUUUAUAAUAUUAUAUAAUAUAUACUUAACUGUACACAUGAUUAUAUAACCACAAAAAUGAUCUGUCUUAUGAUGUACUUAUGCCGAACCUUUGCACAGUCUGCGUAUAUAUACACACACAAUUAAACCCAAGAGCUACAACAAACACUAAAACUCAUUUAUCUUUCUCUCUCCCUCUCAUCAUCAUCUUUGGCCAUGGCGAAGGACUUGGAGGUGCAAGAGGGAAGAGCAGCGAGGGAUUACCAGGAUCCACCCCCGGCCCCAUUGUUUGACAUGGAGGAGCUUGGGAAGUGGUCGCUCUAUAGAGCGGUCAUAGCUGAGUUUGUGGCUACACUUCUCUUCCUUUACGUCUCAAUCCUCACCGUAAUCGGGUACAAAGCUCAGACCGACGCAAGCGCCGGAGGAGCUGACUGCGGCGGUGUUGGGAUAUUGGGGAUUGCGUGGGCUUUCGGUGGAAUGAUCUUUGUUCUCGUUUACUGUACCGCCGGUAUCUCCGGUGGUCAUAUAAAUCCGGCUGUGACGUUCGGACUGUUCUUAGCUCGAAAAGUGUCAUUGGUGAGGACAGUGUUAUACAUUGUGGCUCAGUGCCUUGGUGCCAUCUGCGGUUGCGGUCUGGUUAAAGCGUUCCAAAGUUCUUACUACAACAGAUAUGGAGGUGGAGCCAACCAGCUUGCGGAAGGCUACAACAAAGGUACCGGACUAGGUGCCGAGAUCAUCGGAACAUUUGUCCUUGUCUACACCGUCUUCUCGGCCACCGACCCGAAGCGAAGUGCACGUGACUCUCAUAUUCCUGUUUUGGCGCCACUUCCCAUUGGUUUUGCCGUCUUCAUGGUUCAUUUAGCCACCAUCCCCAUCACCGGAACUGGAAUCAACCCGGCCCGUAGCUUCGGAGCCGCAGUUAUCUACAACCAAGAAAAGGCCUGGGACGACCAAUGGAUAUUUUGGGUGGGACCGAUGAUCGGAGCAGCGGCGGCUGCGUUAUACCAUCAGUUUGUUCUACGAGCGGCUGGAAUUAAAUCUCUUGGCUCCUUUAGGAGCUCUGCUUAACUUGAAUUGUUUGAAUUAAGCCACAAGUUAAUCUUUCAUAAAAUGAUGAUGAUUACCUGUAUUAAGCGUAAGCUACCUAAAGUUCAAAAAAAAGAAGCGUAAGCUACCUGUAUCUUUUAUUUAUUUAUAUGUUCUGUUUUUAUAAUUUCUUGGAAUUUUCCCAUUGGUCGCAAACCUGGUUUUAAUUAAUGUUGCUUUAAGAUAAAUCUCAAUUUCCCUUUUUUUUCAUUGAGUAGAGUUAACGUUAAUUUCAUUUGUAAGCUACUUGUAUCAUUUGUUAUUUUAAAUUUCAAGUAACAAAAAGUUGGAUGAAUAAAUGAAUGAACAAAGGUGUUUGUGUAACUUUGCUGGAUAGUGUGUUAUUCUAGUAAUUAUAAAAUUAUAAGAGUUAGUUUAGUCAUUACAUGUAUGAUUAGAGUUAUUAUAAGUAAUUUCUCUUAAUUUAAUUAUAAGAACUUUACUAAAGAGAUUACCAAUGAGGUUAUCCUAAUUUCUUGAGAAUCAAUAGAUAUGAAUAAAGUAUACAAACACAAGAAGAGUGUCACAAAUUUAUAA